GUCUUCUGCUGUGACUGUAUGUUUCUGUCCGUUUAAGUCGUUAAAAUUCACGAAAAUGGCUGCAUCUGACGCCCUUCCGUCACUGGCAGAGAAUGAGUGGUUCGUGGGACUCAAGGAGUACCACGCAAAGAAUGCAUCAAAAUUAAACAUGCCGAACAUGUUCCAGAAAGACCCGGACCGUUUCGACAAGUUUAGUAUAAAGUUGAAUACAGAGGAUGGAGACCUAUUGUUGGAUUAUUCAAAAAACAUUAUUAAUGAAGAGAUUCUUGGAAUGCUUGUACAGCUGGCCAAAUCACGAUCACUGGAACAGGUUCGUGAGCGCAUGUUCUGUGGUGAAAAGAUCAACUUUACUGAGAAUCGUGCAGUAUUACACAUAGCUUUACGUAACAGAACCAACCACCCAAUCAUGGUUGAUGGAAAAGAUGUAAUGCCUGAUGUCAACAAAGUUCUUGCUGAUAUGAGACAAUUUACCAAGAGUGUCCGAAGUGGUGAGUGGAAAGGGUACACUGGGAAAAGUAUUACUGAUGUCAUUAAUAUCGGCAUUGGAGGAUCAGAUUUGGGCCCAGUUAUGGUUACAGAAGCAUUGAAAUACUAUGGUACUGGUCCUAGGGUACACUUUGUGUCUAAUAUUGAUGGUACACACCUUGCUGAAGUUACCAAACAAUUAAAUCCAGAGACAUCAUUAUUUAUUAUUGCAUCAAAGACUUUCACAACCCAGGAAACUAUCACAAAUGCUACAUCAGCAAGGACCUGGUUCCUUGGAACUGCAAAGAAUCCAGCUGCAGUAGCCAAACACUUUGUUGCGCUCUCAACUAACGGAGAGAAAGUUGAAGCUUUUGGUAUUGACAAGAAAAACAUGUUUGGCUUCUGGGAUUGGGUCGGAGGUCGUUAUUCACUUUGGUCAGCUAUUGGUCUUUCUAUUGCUAUAUACAUUGGCAUGGAUAGUUUUGAAGCUUUACUCAGUGGUGCACAUUUCAUGGACAAUCAUUUCAGGAAAGCCCCCUUGGAAGCCAAUGUCCCUGUUAUCUUGGCUCUACUUGGUGUGUGGUAUCAUAACAUAUAUGGUGCUGAAUCACAUGCUAUAUUACCAUAUGACCAGUACAUGCACAGAUUUCCUGCCUAUUUUCAACAAGGUGAUAUGGAAUCCAAUGGUAAAUACGUCACACGUAGCGGUCAGAAAGUAGAUUACACCACUGGACCUAUAAUAUGGGGAGAACCAGGCACCAAUGGACAGCAUGCUUUCUACCAAUUAAUACAUCAAGGUACUCGAAUGAUUCCAUGUGAUUUCUUGGCAUCAGUGGUUACACAAAACCCAAUAUCUGGAGGUGAACAUCAUGAAAUUUUACUUUCCAACUUCCUUGCUCAAACUGAAGCAUUGAUGCGUGGCAAGAGUUCUGAUGAAGCCAGGAAAGAACUUGAGAAAGAAGGCAAGUCUGGUGAAGUCUUAGAAAAGAUCCUUCCUCACAAGGUAUUUGAAGGAAACAGACCAAGUAAUUCUAUCAUAUAUAAGAAACUAACACCAUACAUGCUUGGCAUACUUAUUGCUAUGUACGAACAUAAGAUAUUUACUCAAGGUGUAUUAUGGGAUAUCAACAGUUACGACCAGUGGGGAGUUGAACUUGGGAAGCAGCUAGCCAAAGUUAUUCAACCUGAGAUAAGCACUGCUGAUCCAGUCAGCAGCCAUGACUGUUCAACCAAUGGUCUCAUUAACUUCAUUAAGUCUCACCGUAAAUGAAUCUCAAAAAUAUGAUAUCUAAAUACUGAAAUAUAGAUAGCUGUUAUUCUGUGAUGACGAAAAUAUUCAUUUAAUAAUUGCUACUAGUAUUUGAGAAUCUAUUUUUACUGAAAUUUAUUUGCAAUUGUAGGUAUUUUGUCAGUGUGAGUUAAUUAUUUUUGCUCUAUUUUCCACAAUCAAAUUGCUUCAAU
This is a messenger RNA of Saccoglossus kowalevskii, 1926 nucleotides long. RefSeq names its product glucose-6-phosphate isomerase-like. Gene Ontology annotation, cellular component: cytosol. Gene Ontology annotation, molecular function: monosaccharide binding; carbohydrate derivative binding; glucose-6-phosphate isomerase activity. Gene Ontology annotation, biological process: glycolytic process; glucose 6-phosphate metabolic process; gluconeogenesis. The record is from RefSeq and is a predicted model, not a curated record. Lineage: Eukaryota; Metazoa; Hemichordata; Enteropneusta; Harrimaniidae.